UCUGAAGUUGUGUAAUCAAGAGGCAUGGAACAAAACCCGCUCGCUAUUAUUGGUCUUUUCAUGGCCUAGGUUUCAAUGGGGGGUGUACGGGCACGGGUGCCGAAUGGGCUCAACUUGUGUUCGUCCGCGCGAUCCAGAACUCCCACGACUGGCGUCGCAGUCAGCUUGACAGUUAAAUGGCGAGCUUGGGACCUCGGGGUGUUGUACAAACUGAGUUCUCGACAGAGAUCUGCUGCCUCAGAAAACAUACCUCGUCUCACCCGCCCAAAAUGCCUUUCGCCGUGUCCCAGUUGUACCAAUACACCCACGUCCCCGAGACGGAGGAGAACCUUGAUUGGGCUGACCUUCCCACCAUUGAUCUCGCCAAAUAUGGCACACCAGAGGGCAACGAAGAGCUCGCCCAGACACUGAUUGAGGCCAUUCGCACAAAGGGGUUCUUCUACGUCAUCAACUAUGGCAUCUCGCAAGAGGCCGUCGACACACAAUUCGCUCUCGGUCAAAAGUUCUACGAGCUUCCCCUGGAAGAGAAACUCAAGUACGAACCGGACUUGGACUCGGGAGACUACAACGGAUACCGUCCCGCGGGUAGGCGGUUCCUGAGCGGCGACCUCAAGGACAAGACGGAAGUCUGGAACAUGGCCACCAACGCUGGGCACAUCACGCAGCCCCUCCCUAAGCUGUUGGAGGAUCGCAAGGAAGAGAUUGAGGGUUUUGCCAAGGACCUGCACGACAAGGUACUGGACCCUCUGAACCACCUCAUCGCUCUGGCGCUGGAGCUGCCCGAGGACUUCUUCACAAAGGUGCACAAGUGGGAGACGCACGACGAGUCCCAUCUGCGGUACAUGAAGUACUCCAAGUUCACCCCCGAAGAGAUCGAGAAGCUUGAGGACGGCCUGUGGUCCCGCGGACACACGGAUCUAGGCACCAUCACCCUCCUGUUCAGGCAGCCGGUGGCAGCACUGCAGAUCAGGGAUCACAAGACCGGCGAGUGGAAGUGGGCGAAGCCGCUCGAUGGCAGUCUGACCGUCAACACCUGUGACGCCCUCAGCUUCCUGACCGGGGGUUACGUCAAGUCGACCGUCCACAGGGUCGCGGUGCCGCCCAAGGACCAGCGUCACGUUGACCGCCUUGGACUGUUGUACUUUGCUCGCCCGCAGAACGACCUCGUGCUCAAAACCAUCGACUCGCCGGUGCUGAAGCGCGAGGGCUUCACCCAGAACGAGUUCGAGACCGGCGGCCACCGCGUCCCGACGAUGGGAGAGUUCACCAUCCUCAAGCAGUCGUGGCAGCAGAGGAAAGGCGUCAGCUAUCAGUCGUCCGAGGGGCAGGAGAUCCUCCCGGGCUUCAAGGGGCAAUACUUUCAGUAAGAUACGAAUCAAGUCGGGAAAAGCGAUAAAUGAACAAACGACCGAAGCCAGCACAGCGGGCAUGGGCAUAAUGGGGGUGGGGUUGUGCCGUAGUUACGCGGGAGGUUUCGCGCUACUUUUGUUAGUUGUAUCAACAUGAGAUAAAUACAAGAUUCCGUGCGAAUUCAAGAUUUGCGAU
Messenger RNA from Colletotrichum navitas, 1545 nucleotides. RefSeq names its product 2OG-Fe(II) oxygenase superfamily protein. The coding region runs from base 177 to 1367 and encodes 396 amino acids. The record is from RefSeq and is a predicted model, not a curated record. Gene Ontology annotation, molecular function: 2-oxoglutarate-dependent dioxygenase activity. The transcript is spliced from 6 exons. Lineage: Eukaryota; Fungi; Ascomycota; Sordariomycetes; Glomerellales; Glomerellaceae.